This is a messenger RNA of Sciurus carolinensis (gray squirrel), 2438 nucleotides long. RefSeq names its product adhesive plaque matrix protein-like. The record is from RefSeq and is a predicted model, not a curated record. The coding region runs from base 1115 to 2377 and encodes 420 amino acids. The transcript has 2 exons. NCBI's taxonomy places the organism in Eukaryota, Metazoa, Chordata, Mammalia, Rodentia, Sciuridae.
UGACGCGGCUGCCUGUGCGCUGGGUUUGGUCGGGGAUGGACGACAGCUCCCAGGCCACCACCAAGAAGCCAAGGCUAAAGACGUCCACGCUGCUGUCGGGCACCAGCUGCCAUGCUCCUAGGCCUCUGGGUAAAAACUAUCAGUUCUCCACAACAAAAGAGCAGGUUCCAAAAUCGAGCAGUCACAUAAUAGCAGUGUGUCCUAGAACCCACAAGAGCUUUGGUGUAAAACCGGAAUCACCCUAAAUUCCAGAGGGUGAAUUACUAGCUUGUCUUCCUAAAGUUAGACCGGAACACGUCUGAGGCAGCUUCCUUGCCGUGUGUGGGAGGUCUGUGCUGGAGUGACGAGGAGUCUGGCGCAGCGCUUCUGGCCACAAGGAAAGCCGUGCUCUCAGCGGGGCACAGGGCAUGUCUUCUGGAUGGGACGGCCCACCUGGAAUCGGUCCUCCUGCUUGACGUGUGCUGACUUAAUGUUGAUAAUUUUUGAAAGGAAGGAAGGAAGAAAUAAAGAAAAAGCAAAAGAAAAUGGAAGCUCACUCUAAAAUUUUUAGUAUGCUAAAGGAAUGGGUCAUAAGAGAAAAUUAAAGCAAGACUUAGAGAAAACCCUCAGGCCUGCUGCGCCCAGGCCCCACGGUGUCCUUCAGGCUGUUCCUGCCAGUCUGUGAACACUGCCACUGAACUACACCGGGCCUGCCCUCUAGUCACCAACACCACUUCUGCCAUGACACGGACUUUCAGAUAGUAGGAAAGCUGUACCUCACAUUAACUCCCAAGUCCCAAAAAGACUGUUACGGUUCAGAUACGAGGAGUCCAACAGCACGUGUGUGAGACAAUGCAAGGAAGUUCACAGGUCUUCUGGUCACAGCAGGGAGAAGCUGACCAGAACAGUGACGCAUAGACCUGUGGGAGGAGACCUGCCCUCGACAUCCCACCUGGAGUCUGGAGAGGCCUCCUGUCCCUGGGGGCUCAGGUACCCACCACCUCUCUGCUGCCAUCAGUGGUGGAACGAAGACCCUUCUCACCUGAUUGGCUGGCGCUGGAAGUGUUUCCACCCGCAGCUCACACACAGGACCAGGCAGGGGACAAAACCCGCACAGAGGACCAGGCAGGGGACAAUGCCCACACACAGGACCAGGCAGGGGACAACGCCCACACACAGGACCAGGCAGGGGACAACGCCCACACACAGGACCAGGCAGGGGACAAAACCCGCACAGAGGACCAGGCAGGGGACAACGCCCGCACACAGGACCAGGCAGGGGACAACGCCCACACACAGGACCAGGCAGGGGACAACGCCCGCACACAGGACCAGGCAGGGGACAAUGCCCGCACACAGGACCAGGCAGGGGACAACACCCACACACAGGACCAGGCAGGGGACAAUGCCCACACACAGGACCAGGCAGGGGACAACACCCACACACAGGACCAGGCAGGGGACAAAACCCGCACACAGGACCAGGCAGGGGACAAAACCCGCACACAGGACCAGGCAGGGGACAACGCCCACACACAGGACCAGGCAGGGGACAACGCCCACACACAGGACCAGGCAGGGGACAAAACCCGCACAGAGGACCAGGCAGGGGACAACGCCCGCACACAGGACCAGGCAGGGGACAAAACCCGCACAGAGGACCAGGCAGGGGACAACGCCCGCACACAGGACCAGGCAGGGGACAAAACCCGCACAGAGGACCAGGCAGGGGACAACGCCCACACACAGGACCAGGCAGGGGACAAAACCCGCACACAGGACCAGGCAGGGGACAACGCCCGCACACAGGACCAGGCAGGGGACAACGCCCGCACACAGGACCAGGCAGGGGACAACACCCCCACACAGGACCAGGCAGGGGACAAUGCCCACACACAGGACCAGGCAGGGGACAACACCCACACACAGGACCAGGCAGGGGACAAAACCCGCACACAGGACCAGGCAGGGGACAACGCCCACACACAGGACCAGGCAGGGGACAACGCCCGCACACAGGACCAGGCAGGGGACAACACCCGCACACAGUUCCAGAACUACGACUGGGAAACAAGACCCCCUGCCGCUGAGGCCAGACGGCAGGGCUCACAGUGGCGGAGCCGUGUGGUUCACUGAGACAAACUGGGUUUCACUAGAUCAGAACCCCAGCCACGAGGGGCCUCUGGGUAGCCAGAGUCCAUCAAGAAAGGCCAGAGUCACCCAGGACACAGCUGGAGCCUACGCUGCACAGAGGGCUGCAGCCACGCCCCCAUGGACGCCUCUCCACACAAACACCAGCCAGGACCAGCGCCAAGAGCCACGAGGUGGACACCAGAGCGGUUUCCAUACACGAUUCCCAUGGGGGGUGAUCAGAAGUCUGGUCACUAUACUGACUUAAAGAUGGCCUUGACAGAAGCUCCUACUCCUAAAGAUGUGCAUGGCCACUCUCAAUGGUCAGA